Molecule: messenger RNA, 1299 nt
Organism: Mesorhabditis spiculigera
Lineage: Eukaryota; Metazoa; Nematoda; Chromadorea; Rhabditida; Rhabditidae
Source: the annotation of a GenBank genome assembly
AUGUCUGCGCGCGGCCGGCGAUCCCGCAAUGCAUUGGCGGAUAUUACUACAACAAUGGAACAGCCUGACGAGCAUAUCAAGGAGAGGGUUGAAGCACUGGAGCGGUUUUACGUGUAUCGCGAGCCCGUUGAUUCACCGCGACAAUCGUCGAGUCGGAAACGCCAUGCUGACCCGGCGGAUUUUCUCCGUGAAGACACGCCGAAUUGUUCUGGCGACGAUGAGGACUACAUCUUGCGGCCGGAUAAGGUCUCCUUUUAUCGCACACCUGGCAUCUACAAAUUCAGGAGGCGCACCAGCACCGAACCGCAAAUCGAUUACUUUGCUCACUACAACUUGCCUGACGAUUGUUUGCUCAAAAUUUUCUCCAACUUCAAUAAGAGGGAUCUGGUUACAGCCAUGAAGACUUGUCGGCGGUUUUAUAAUAUUGGGGAGUCUAAAGAUUUUUGGGAAGCUAUCGACCUAUCCAAUAAAACCGUGCGCCUCUCCGAUCUACUUUCGAUCGUCGCGCGAGGAUGUAAAGUGUUGCGCAUGUCUGGCACAAAUGUUCUCGAAGAUGAGUUUGAUCCUGCUGGCGUGGAAAAAUGUGAGUAUUAUGGUCGUCCCCGCCUCACCCAUGCCGACUUUUCGCGUGCCAUCAUUUCAAGUGCAGCCCUGGAGUGGGUUUUGAAUGGCGCAACCAAGCUUCAGGCAAUUGCCUUGGAAAACUGUGAAGUGACACCGACGAUCUGCAGAAUUCUACACAACAAUGCGAAUCUGCAGUUUCUGGACCUCUCAAUGUCUCGUGGGCUGCCAGAGUGCGAUCUACGGUUUCUUUCGGCAUUUAAAAGGAUGCACGAGUUAAACCUCUCUUGGUGCGCUCUGGAUGUCGAAAAUUUGCACGAAGUGGUCAGCAACAUACCUACAAAGCUUAGUCGUCUCAGCUUGGCAGGGCAAAAGGAUUCACUCGUGGAUCAGCACAUUGAGACGUUGGUCCAACGCUGUGUUAAUCUUAUGGUGCUCGAUCUGUCGGAGUCAUGUGAUAUUUCUCGAGAAGCCUUUACCUUGCUGCUGAGAGAGCUACAGACUUUGACGACCCUCUCGAUGGCACGUUGUUUCGGCGUCCACCCGAUGGCCUACUUGAACUGCAUCAAUAUUCGUCAGCUCAACAUUUUUGGUUGCGUUGCUGAGGGAGGAGAAGAAGCCCUACGCAAUCGCUUACCGAAUACCGCAAUUAAUGUCACACCGUAUUGCGAUAUCGCCCGCCCGACGCCUCCACCGUCAUACACGUCAAUUUGGGGAAUGCGUGUCAAGGAUUUAUAC